UAACUUACCGCAUGGGUUUCCGUGUGUUGUGUUGACAGUUGCACCAAGGAGGAUAACCUCAAGUAAUCCUUAAUUUAGGCACAUAAGUAUGUUAUUUAUGUCUGCUAUGGUUGAUCAUUUCUAUACAGCAACCAGGAGCGGACCAAAAUACACAGGCGAAACUGUUUUUCUUGCGAUAAACCGUAUUACAUCUUCUGCAGUUCUCUCAUUUGUCAUUUAUAAUUUGCCAGACGAUGGAAGAUACUAAUAAGGUUGUGGAAUCCACUCAAAGCGAUGAAGACGACCUGCCACCGGGUCAGUCUUCUUCAGUCAUUCUUGAGAACCCUACUUCUGAAACGAUCAAGGAAAUAUCGACAUAUUUUCAGGCUUCGCAAUGUAUGCUUGGUAACUCUUCAGAAGAAUCCCUGGUCACGGCCGCCGACAGUGAAUCGAUCGAACAUCCAAUCCUUACUCAAGUCCCGGUGUCACGGGCGCGCCGAUAUCGUCGAAGUACACGGUCAGAAGCCACAACAGCCAGUGAAGAAAGUGGAGGUGAAAGUGCAUCGUCCGUUUCUCAGCCAGCCCGCUCCUCUGCCAGGAGGAAGAAUCUCAAGGGGAGGAAAAAGGGGGCAUUCCAAGCAUUUCGCUCCCCCUUCUUCGAAGGGAGUAGUUUCAAUACAAUCUUGCCUUCAUUGAAGAUACAACCUUUUUCAAACAUCCAGCAAGAGGCUAAAGUUAAGACCUCCGCUGUCGGAGGCUUCUUCAAAUGCAUCCGGUUGUGGCACAGAGUUAACCUAAAACGAUAUGUCCGAGCGACUUGUUUACCGGCUCUUUACAUGGAUGCGGAUGAAUCAUUGUCGCCCUUGUCUGAGGGGAACGAUACAUCGGAUGAGGAAGGCAUCAAAGUUGUGUCGAAUGAUUUCUUCGUUAAAUCGAGGAAAGGCCAGUGCCCUCAGGGGCGUGCUCCAGCUAAAGGAGUAAGGGGAAGUUGUACUGGGCCUGUUGAGGAACCUGGAUCUCAAGCCAAGACUGGAAGAACAGGUGACGGAGCUAAAAGAGCAAGAGGACCUGGCACUCAGCCUGUCGAUGGAACAGGCUCUCGUGCCACGCUAAGAAGGACGAGUCCCCGAACUAAAGGAGUAAGAGGACUUGGAGCUCAGCCCGUCGAUGGAACCGGAUCUCAUGACAAGAACGGACCCAGUUCCUCACCACACCCUGGUCCACCAGGGGAGGAGUGGAGCAGGGCGUCAUCCCAACCCGAAGAUCAUCUAGGCUUUGAGUCUGCAGCAGGCUAUGGCGCCAUGGUAGAGGAGUCCAGCGGGCAGGUCUCGGAGAAGGACCCCACCUCAGACGUUACACCUGUACAACAGGUAACCCCUCCUCCUGAAAUGCCGUGCACAGGCGACAACAUCAGUGCUGGCAACAGACAACCCGAUGUGGUGAGGGAUAGCGUUUGUAGGAGUCCUGAUCUGAGUAAAACAAAGACGUGUGAGACUAACGAGAGCAAGAAAAUAAUUAGUGAGAGAGUUGAGGUAGCGGUUGAGUGCGCUCCUGGCGUGCCCGACGAACAUGAAAACAACACUGAUGAGCAGCAUAGGAAAAGGAAAGGGAGGAAAAAAGAAAAGGGAGGUAAAUUCACAGAGGAAGAGGGAAACAACAUUUCAUUAGAUGGGCCAGGCCAGGCUUCACAGCCAACGUCAGGCUCCGACAUGAUCAUCAACAACGACCAAAACUUAAAUCCCUUAGGGGACCAGUUUGAAGAUCUAUGGAGAAGGAAAAAAAUAAGCAAGAAGAAGAAACCGAAUACAGAUGGUGUUAUUACAGAGGGAGAGGUCAACGUUGUGGACACAGCUUCUACUGACGAGACCAGUACACUGACUGAACCAACCGCAGUAGGGUUUAAAAAACAAAGAAGGAAAAAGGACAAGAUGGUCCCCUGUUCAGAAGACCCUGAACCCAUCCCAGCGUCAGGGUACACUGAGGCUGGGAACCCUUUCAAACACCCUGCAGACAGGGGAGUCGCUUUGGAGGAUGACACUUCAGAGGCUUCCGAUUUUUCACAGAGAACGUUGGGGUCCGCCAUGGGCAUCGACAACGAUGACGUUGUUUUGGAGCACACAAGAAGAAAGAAGAAGAAAAAGGAAAAGAAACGUAAAGUAACAGAGGACGAGGAAAUCCACAUGUCUUUAGAGGGGCCAUGUCCUGCCUUAGAGACUUCUGAUAUUUCACAGUCAGGGUCAGCCAUGACCACCAACAACGAUGAUGACGAUCAGCACAGGAAAAGGAAAAAGAGGAAAAAGGAAAAGAAAUGUAGAGUCCCAGAGGACGAGGAAAUCAACAUGUCUUUAGAUGGACCCUGUCCUGCCUUAGAGACUUCUGAUAUUUCACGGCUAACGUCAGAGUCAGCCAUGACCAUCAACAACAACGAUGACGAUGAGGAGCACAGGAAAAGAAAAAAGAGGAAAAAGGAAAAGAAACCUAGAUUCCCAGAGGAGGAGGAAAUUGAUGUAUCAUUAGACGGGCCAUGCCCUGCUGUAGAGCCUUCCGAUGUUUCACAGGGUACCUCAGACUCAGGCACGACCAUCAACAACAACUGUGACGAUGAGGAGCACAGGAAAACAAAAAAGAGGAAAAAGGAAAAUAAACGUAAAGUCGCAUCAGGGGAGGAAACAAACAUUCCAUUAGAUGCGCCUUGCCCUGCUCUAGAGACUUUUGAUGUUUGCAAGAGAACAUCAGAGUCCACCAUGACCAUCAACAUCAACCAUAGCUUAGACUGUGCAGGUGACCAGUUAGAAGAUAUGUUGAUACCAAGGAAAAAGAGCAAGAAGAAGAAAUCGAGGACAAAUGGUGUCGUUACAGAGGGAGAGUUGAACGUUGCAGACGCAGCUUCUACUCACGAGACCAGUACUCUGGCUGAAACUACAGCAGGGUUUAAAAAAGGGAAAAGUAAAAAGGACAAGAUUGCCCCCUGCCGUGAAGACCCUGAAACAAACAUUCCAUUAGAUGCGCCUUGCCCUGCUCUAGAGACUUUUGAUGUUUCCAAGAGAACAUCAGAGUCCACCAUGACCAUCAACAGCAACCAUAGCUUAGACUGUGCAGGUGACCAGUUAGAAGAUAUGUUGAUACCAAGGAAAAAGAGCAAGAAGAAGAAAUCGAGGACAAAUGGUGUCGUUACAGAGGGAGAGUUGAACGUUGCAGACGCAGCUUCUACUCACGAGACCAGUACUCUGGCUGAAACUACAGCAGGGUUUAAAAAAGGGAAAAGUAAAAAGGACAAGAUUGCCCCCUGCCGUGAAGACCCUGAAACCAACCUAGAGGCAGAUAACAUGGAGAGUGAGCACUUCUCUUUCAAACACCCUGCAGACGGAGAGGUUGAAUGUCAGAGGAAGAAACGCAGGAAGCAGAAAAUGUCUGAAACAACUCGACACGCAAUCUGUGAGGACACACUAGUCAGGGGCAGCAGCUUGACUUCUGCGUGUGAAAAAACAAGGAAGCGGCACCAUUCGUUCCUUAGUGAUGACGCGAUGGAAAAUCCCCCCAAAACAAACAAAAUCAGCACUUGUGACGUUGACACAGAACCUGUUGAAAAUGGUGAAACACUGAUGGAGUCUCUAAUAGCCAAGACAAAAAAGAAAAAAAAGUGUGAGGGCAGCGUGCUGAAUGUUAGGAGCUCAGCAGAAACUGGCAAUGACACAGUGAGGAAGAAGAAGAUGAAAGAUAAGGCGGACAGGGAGUCAGAAUCACCUGUGGUGGUGGAUAGGGAGACUCCAGGCGAUAUUGAGACCACUGUACUGAUAAAGAAGAAGAAAUGUAAAAAGAACACUCGCCCCCCUUCUCAAGGGAGCACCCCGGCUGAAGCACGAGAUGAAUCGGGGGUAACCACGCCGACCGUCGCCGUCUCACCCCGACGAUGUUCAUCCGUAGUGGACACAGACGUCACACAAGCCGGCAACGCGGCAAUUCCUAACGAUGGCGCUACCGUGAAGAAGAAAACGGGCAGGAAGAGCCAGAAGAAUACAAGCGGAGUCGGGACAUGGGACUCAGACGUGCCAGAACAGAACAUAAGAACCACCACUGAACCGAUGCCACACUGGACCCCGGAAACAGAAUCUCGUUUGAAAAAGAAGAAAAACAAAAAGGAUAGGAGGGUAAUGGACCGGAUUGAGGCAGCCGCUGACCCCGGGGCGAUAGAGGCCCAGCACUCGGGUCACGAGGCAGAGGUUACGUCACAAGACGCCGUGCCGCCAGAGAGCCGGACACAGAAUCAUCAUGAAUCAAGUUCUCCCAGGCGUUAUAAGAAAAAGGCCCUCAAGAGGAAGCCUCUCUUUAAUCAAGGGCAGGACUUUCUCGACACAGAACCAAUAUUGACAUGAGAGGUUUAUGUUGGUUUCUGUUCCCAGAAUAUGGACCCAUCUUUGUGGAGUGAUGUGCUCUGGUUUUGUGAUUUCAAGACUCUACUCGAUUCUUAUGUUUGCGUCACAUUCAGAGCUCCUCACUUCACUAAAUGUUCACUUUCUUUGUAUUGCUUUUUUAUUAUUAUUUGCAGUGUCAAGACUCUACUCGAUUCUUAUGUUUGCGUCACAUUCAGAGCUCCUCACUAAAGGUCUUUAUUUUAUAAAUGUUUAUUUUAGGGUAACCUUUCAUUGAAUUCCUUCAGCUUUAUUUAAUGAAUAAAAGCUCUAUAUUUGAGCGCACGUCAAGUAGGUAGGUGAAAGAAAUGACCAUGCAUAUGCGUACCAUGAGUAUUCUCACAUAAUUUGCUGAAAAUGUAUUCCAUGUACUGUGUACUGCCUAUUUAUUACUGUACUGUAUUUAUUUAUGCUGUGGAGUGUUUUAUACUGUGCAACGUCUAUUUUUAAUGUGUUGCCAGGUUGCUGACGACAAAUUUCCAUUUUAUGAAAAAUUGAAUUGAGAAUAAUGAUUUCUUGUCUUAUUUUUCUUAUAUUUUCUGAGACUACACAGCCAUUAACCAAUGUGCUACAGCCUACUUUUCAAAAAGCUUCACUUUGGAUUAAAGGCCUACGUCCAUUUCCUUUUAAAAACCAUAAUCAUGCUAGAAUUUAAUGGUAGACCUAACUGAAUCAGUAGGUCAGGGUGAGCAUUUAAAUAUUUUUUUCAUAUUAGAAGCGAAAAGACAAUCGAUACUUUUGUUUAAUUACAUUAGGAAAUAUUUUUUUGGAUAUUGAAAUUUCAAUUAUUUUUUUGUAUGAAGAUACAUUAGCUACAGGAUGGCAAGAAUGCCAAUAUCAGCUGUCAUAAUAUUUAAACAGUGUUAUUUGGAUGCAUCAGCGAAUGGGAAAGAGGGGGCGGGACAGAGGGAAUGGGCGUACACCAAAGCACAGCUCCGAUCCCGAGCACAACAGUGUUAUGUGCUACGAGUGGCCAUAAUCGCCCAGCGGCCGAAUUAUGUAAGUGUAUAGUAGGACUUCUCUCACAGUAGCGUCUAAGAAACGACAGCACAGCUUUUUACUCCGCCAGUGCGGGAGUUCCACUAAAUUGUAUUUUACCAACGAACUAUUUUGUCCUCAAAUAAUGUCUUCAAAUAACGUGGCCAGCUUCAAUGAGGCAAGAAGAGUCGCUAUAUUCGGAGGUACACAUGGAAAUGAAAUGUCCGGAGUGACACUUGUAAACCUAUGGAUGAUGAACAGCAGAGAAGAGAUACAGAGGAAGGGUGUCGAAACGCAACCCUUCAUCACCAACCCAAAGGCAGUGGAGAAAUGCUCCAGAUACGUGGAUACAGAUCUCAACCGGGCAUUUACAACAGAGAAUCUCAGCGCCCCAAAUGGGAAGGAUUUGCCCUACGAGGUGCAAAGAGCCCAGGAAAUUAACAGGCUGUUCGGACCUAAAGGAAGCUCGGAGGCCUACGAUGUGAUCUUUGACCUCCACAACACCACCUCCAACAUGGGCUGUACGCUCAUACUGGAAAGCUCCAAAGACCACUUCAACCUGCAGAUGAUGAACUACAUCAAGAAGGCCAUCGCACCAGACAGCUGUCCCGUACUGCUGAACGAAGACCCGGGCCUGAAGUACGCCACAGCCCGAUCUGUGGCCAAACACUCUGUCGGUUUGGAGGUAGGCCCUCAACCUCAAGGUGUUCUGAGGAGCAACAUCUUUGAAGCCAUGAGGAUCAUAUUGAAACACGCCCUGGACUUUAUUGAAUUAUUUAAUGAAGGUGUUGAAUUCCCUCCGUGCACAGUAGAUGUCUUCAAAGUCUCUGAAAGGAUGGAUUACCCCAGAGACGCCAAUGGCAACAUUAUCGCCAUGGUUCACCCCAAUCUACAGGACUGUGACUGGGAGCCUCUGACCCCGGGCGACCCAAUGUUCCAAACCUUUGACGGCAAGACCAUUCCCUACGAGGGGGCGGGCGCCGUGUACCCCACCUUCAUCAAUGAGGCGGCUUAUUAUGAGAAGCAGCAGGCCUUCGUGACCACGAGAAGAGAAACGUUGGCCGCCAACGCCAUCAGAAAAGUGUAAAAGAAAAACCUGUGGUUUCAUGCUAAUCGGAUUGAGGCAGCAUGAAAACUUUGGUGUUUGGAGAUUUGAAAUAUACUAAGCAAUAAUUUUUUGAUUUUAAAUGUUUUAUUUCCUCCUUGUUUUUUUUUUAAAUGAUAUAUGUGUGUGUGUGUCUGUGUGUUUUUCAUCGUUAUAAUCUUGACAGAAAAGUUUCAUCGCUCCUGUCUAAUUUUGCUAUGCAUUUCUUGCAAAGAGCACUAAUUAACUAUGCAACAAACCCGAGGGAUGUGUUGAUUAGGUCCUUUUGUAAAAGGGUUUGAAGUUCAGACUACAUUGUCGUGGUAACUAUUUAUGCUACUAUUGUUAUUUGCACAUGAUUUCCAUUUUAGAAAAAGUGAUUAGUGUCAAAUUCUUUCGCCAUUGUCAUUGUGAUGAAUGACUGAGUAAUCAUACACUGCCGCUGAUCUAUUUCUAAUUUAUAUUAAUGCUUUAUUUCCAUAACUGCUCAGGAAGGCCAUUUGUGAACCUACAUUUUGACCACUGGCUUAAAAGUGUGAACUCGAAAUUGGUACGUUUUUGUGGCCUUCAACUGCAAUAGCAACUUUUAAACCUCCAAAAGAUAACCCUAGGGUUUGCAUCUAUGGUUCUAUCCUAUUGUUGCCUUAAUAGAGAUUUAAAUGUGUUAGUAUAGUGUCGUAUGUUGUAACCAUUUGUAAAGUAUAUGUUUAUUUCAGUGAGCAACUGGGAUGCACAAUUCUAUACCAUAUUUUUAUGAUGUUUGUUAUUUUGAAAUACUAGUGUAUUGGAUGUUAAACAGGGAAGAUGUAUGUAAUUUUUGACCUAAUAUGUUUUUCCUGUGUUGUCUGUUGUCUGUUGAAGAUUUUCAAUGUAAUUUAGUAGUAAAUCUAUUUUCUGUAGGCAUUACUUUGAGUAAUAUGCCUUUUAAAUAUUCUAACUUUUCUGAAUCCUGAAUUUGAUAUGAUCAAUAAAUCAAACAACAUGCUACACUUGACUAAAAAUCUUGACAGUUUUGCGAAUAUAUAAUUUCUUCUAUAGCCACAAGAGGGCAACACACUCCCACUAAUACAAUGAAUUCAGUCAGCGUUACAAUUGCUCUAGUCUAUGCAAUGCCUUUCUCAAUAGACUCCACUUUACAUUGCAGAAUAGAAGCGAAGACCUC
This is a messenger RNA of Gadus chalcogrammus (walleye pollock), 7612 nucleotides long. Its product is annotated as aspartoacylase-like. The record is from RefSeq and is a predicted model, not a curated record. NCBI's taxonomy places the organism in Eukaryota, Metazoa, Chordata, Actinopteri, Gadiformes, Gadidae. The transcript is spliced from 10 exons. Gene Ontology annotation, molecular function: hydrolase activity, acting on carbon-nitrogen (but not peptide) bonds, in linear amides; hydrolase activity, acting on ester bonds. The coding region runs from base 5512 to 6453 and encodes 313 amino acids.